Solanum tuberosum (potato) is the source of this 813-nucleotide messenger RNA. Its product is annotated as putative late blight resistance protein homolog R1A-3. NCBI's taxonomy places the organism in Eukaryota, Viridiplantae, Streptophyta, Magnoliopsida, Solanales, Solanaceae. The transcript has 2 exons. Gene Ontology annotation, molecular function: ADP binding. Bases 1 to 813 code for a protein of 270 amino acids. The record is from RefSeq and is a predicted model, not a curated record.
AUGGAGGUUGUUGGCACUUGUGGAAAAGGAACUCUUUUUUCUGGAGAGACUUCAAACAAACCUAGUAUUACAUCAAUUUAUGAUGAUGUAGUUGUCGGCUUUGAGAAACAUGCAGAAAUUAUAAUGAAUAAAUUGAUCCGAGGAACUAAGGAGCGGGAUGUUAUCACCAUCUAUGGGAUGCCCGGACUAGGUAAAACAACUUUGGCAAAAAAGGUAUACAAUAAUCCCUCUAUUGUUAAUUACUUUGAUGUUAAAGCAUGGUGUACUGUGUCGCAAGCAUAUAAUAGGCGGACGUUAUUGGUUGAGAUUUUCAAACAAGCUACAAAUGAUAAGAUCAAAAUCAAAGAGGACGAUGAUGUAGCUGACAUGUUGCGCAAGGUUCUAAUAGGCAAGAGAUACCUCAUCGUGUUAGAUGACAUUUGGGAUGUCAAGGCAUGGGAAGAUUUGGGAAUAUGUUUCCCUCAAGGUGAAUGUGGAAGCAGAGCAAUGGUCACAACACGAAUUGAACAGGUGGUUAAGCAUCUUCAGCACCACAGUGAUCCAUAUUCUCUUAGCUUUCUAACGUCCGAAGACAGUUGGGAAUUAUUGGAGAAGAAGAUAUUUCGAGGAGAGAGUUGUCCCCCGGAUCUACUGGAAGCAGGGUUACAAGUUGCCCAACAUUGCAAGGGAUUGCCUAUUGUGGUUGUCCUGAUUGCGGGAAUUAUUGCAAAAAUGGGAAGGGAGGCGUCCUUGUGGCUUGAGGUUGCAAAUGACUUAAGUUCUCCUGCUUUCGAAGAGCAGAGUAUUAAGUUGAAUCAGUUAGUUUAUAAUUAA